GGAGAGAGGAAGAAGAAGACGAGGAAGAAGAGGAGCGCUUCGGAGUGGCUUCAAAUUGAGGAGCUGGGAAAAAGUGGUUGCGUUUGGGGCAAACCAGCUGGUCCGGAUGAAAGUGGCAGGCUCCGGAACCGGAACCAGCAGCAUUGGGUUGUCAAGUGCUGUUUGAGAGCAAGUGAGAAGGUGUGAGUGAGUGCGUGAGGUGGUGAGGGCCCUCCCCCCUCCUCAGCCUCAGCCAGUGCAAAAGUGGUGCUACGAUCAACGGAUCGGAAGUAGCCAGCUGGGACUCGAAGGAAUACCACCCCCGCGUGAAGGAGAAUCCCUGCUGCGAUUUUCUGGUUCAGCCCGCCGUGGAUGGUGUAAGCAUCGAUCGUCGGUACGACGAGCCAUCCCAUGAGAAGCGAUUGAAUUAGUUGAUAGAUGUGGGGGUGACAUCGAGAUGGGCCAGGGGCUCGAACCGUUAACCGCAGAUCUUUGUCUGUCCUCCCGGUCGCAGCCCCCCCAGCUUCCGUCUCGUGCUGAAUUCUUCGAGCAAUCGAAGAAGAGGAACGUGUCCGGAGCAUCACCAGUUACAACUACCAGCGAGGCAGCAGCACAACUACAACCACUUCUUCUAGCCCGACGACGGAAACCACUUCCGGCGGGGCAGCAGCAGCGGCAGCGGUCAACGAGGUGGCAUCAACCGGCCACCUUGACAGCUUCCGGCCGGCGGAUCGGUACACGUGUCACCGUGUCAACGAGACCCACCGGGACGACGACUACGACCUGUCAGCGGAGGUGGUGGUGGCCACAGCAAGGGCAGCAGGGCGACACCCGGUCUACUCUAUCUUUAAUGCUACCAGAUUUCCCUUCUAAUGCAAACACGAUGGAGUUCGGCUAGAUCCCCACGCUCUCUCUCAAAUGUGUCUGCAACAACAGCCUACAUCAACAACAUAGUGUCUCUCCCGAGAACACUACAAAACAACAACAACCGUAAAUCAACAACAUCACUACUACUGGCAGCACAACAACAACAACAACAACAACAGCAACAACACUUUCAAAUAAACCGUCUGCCCUCCGGCGGCCAUGGAACCGCCUGGUGUCCUCUCACAACAACAACAACAACAGUCUCCGUCAACAGCAGUUCAGGCACGUGGUGAUGGGGAACGAUUCCUGCCGCAGCAGCACAGUCUACAACAGUUCAGCAACCCCCGGUCGCCGCCUCCUACGACCGUAACGUCAACGAUGGCCGCAGCUUCGGUGCAGCAGAUUCCGGCGGCGGCGGCGACGUCGCAGCAGCCGCACCACAACCGGCUCCAGCUGAGCACGUCCCUGUCGGCGUCGCACUCGGCCGGAAGUCACCAGUCGCUGCUGACGACGAGCCCCUCGGCCAACAAUCAGCUCGGCGGUGGUGGUGGUGGUGGUGGAAAUGUCCAGACCGGGAUCGAGCGGCUGUCGCGGCCGAUGGCGUUCGAUAAGAUGGAGGGGCUGGUGCGCGAGAUGCAGGAUCCGGAGGCGGGCGUUCCCGUGCGCAGUCAGAAACUUUUUCUCACCUCGAUUCCUUCCGCUUUCAUGGGUUACGACCUGAUCGAGUGGCUGAUGGAGCGGCUCGGCAUCGAGGAGUCCGAAGCUCUGAACAUCAGCAACCAGCUGUGCAUGCACGGGUACUUUUUCCCCGUUUCGGACACCAAGACGCUGGUCGUGAAGGACGACUCGUCGCUGUACCGCUUCCAGACGCCGUACUACUGGCCCUGGCAGCAGAAGGCGCCGGACCAGAUCGAGUACGCGAUCUACCUGGCGAAGCGCUCCCUCCGGAACAAGCAGCGCCACGGGCUGGAGGACUACGAGGCGGAAGCGCUGGCCAGUUUGCACAAGAACCUGAAGGGCAAGUGGGACUUUAUCACGAUGCAGGCGGAGGAGCAGGUCCGGCUGGCGAAGGAGCGCAAGAAGGGCGACAAGAUCGUGGGAGAUUCGCAGGAGCGAGCCUACUGGCGCGUUCACCGGCCUCCCCCGGGUCAGUUCACCCCGCUGGAGUCGUGCCCGAUUCCGUCGCGCGAUCGCCAAGGCAAACCCCGCAAGCGCACCGUCGAGGACUGGCAGCGCGAGGUGGAAAUCCUGAAGGCGUCCCUCGGCCGGAACCGGGUCAAGAUGUCGCAGGCGUGCGAGUGCAACGUCGCCUACUACGAAACGUUCAGCGAGUACGACCCGAUGAUGAACCCACCGCUGCCGUCGAACCCGUGGGUCACCGAGGACGUCAGCUUCUGGCAGAUGAACGGUCCGGUUGUGGAGGUUCCGACGGAGAAGCGCGUCAAGCGGUGGGGCAUCUCGAUCGAGGAGGUGGUGUCAGACCCAACCGGGCUGCAGGAGUUUACCGCGUAUCUGAAGAAGGAGUACUCGCACGAGAACAUCCGGUUCUGGAUGGCGGUGAACGAUCUGCGGCGGUCGUCGCAUUCGCAGAUCUUCCGGAAGGUCAAGGAGAUUUACGAGGAAUUCCUCGAGCCGGGCGCCCCCUGCGAGAUCAACAUCGACGGCAAAACAAUGGAGAAGGUGCAGCAGGGCCUCAAGAACCCGUCCCGGUUCGCGUUCGACCUCGCCGCCGAGCACAUCUACAUGCUGCUGCUGAAGAAGGACUGCUACCCGCGGUUCGUCCGGUCCGAGCACUACAAAACGCUGAUGGCGAACGCGAUCCAGCCGUCGCACAAGAAGCGCUUCUUCGGCUUCGGCGGCGGUGCCAAGAAGAAGGGCUCGACGGCGACCGCACCCAACCCGUCGCUGUUGACGCAGCCCUCCGGUCCGACCUCCGGCAACAUCAACAGUCUGUCCAAGCGACGCGGCAGCGAUCGCAGCUUGUCCGGAUCGGCCCACGAGCUGGCCGUGUGCGGGGUCAAGGACGCUACCAAAGUGCCACACUCUCAUAGCCAAAGCAAUCUCAGCGACAUCCCGUACAGUGUGGCCAUCUACCGCGGGGACAUGCCGUACGGGGGACAGCCGGCGGCGGCCGGGGCAGGACACGAACAGAGAUUCGGAAAGCAGGAAGUCACCGGCAAGACGCUGAGCACGACGCUCGAGGUGACGCUGGAGUCCGCAGGAGGCAGCAGCGCGGUUUGUCCCUGGGACAGCCCGACGGCGACGGCGGCGAAGCCACCCGAGAAGGAGUCCACCGUGUCGGUGUCCGUGUGCCCGUGGGACGACGGAGACGUCAAACUGCCGUCGGAAAGCAAACCGAAACCACCGGCGUCCGACAUCAGCGAGGUGUCGGAGCGCAUGAAGCGGUCCUGCGGCUUGCGCCAGAACACCCUGGACGGCGACUUCCACAGCACCAAGCGGCUCGCUCCGGUGGUGACCGAACAGCGGCGAGCGUCCAUGACGAUGGCUCCCAGACUCUCCGACCUGCAAUUCUCCCUGCGCGCCAACUCGGGCGGCGAAUCACCACCGGGACCGCCGGUCCUGCAGCAGCAGCGCUCGUUCGACCAUCCGCGGAACGUUUCCCAGAGCUCGCUGUCGACGAGUUUCGAAGAGCGGGAGGAUUCGAGCGCGACGCCCACCGCCUCGGACGAGAAUCUGGCACGGCAGAAGAAGGAAAGCAUCUCCGAACUGGAGGAACCAGCGGAAGAGCAGGCGGCGGCAGUCGGUGCUAGGGCUAGUGAUGUUGGGGAAACUACGAGAACCGAUGUAGAAAUGAACACAAACAUUACACGUGCAAGUGAGCAGUGCACGUGCCAGGUGGCCACGCAAACCAGAACAAACAUUACACCAGUGGGUGGUGGUGAAGUGGUGAACAAGUCCCGGGCGGUGACGCCGGGAAGUGAGGGUCAGGGAUUGUGCGUCGAAGCUGGAGCUCAACGAAGGGGAAGUGUCUGCGAGCAGCAGCCGCAGCAGCCUCCUACGAUUAGUGUUUGCUUUGCCAAUUCGGAAGCCGAAGAGGAGGAUCGCCGGAGGAGGCGAUCGCUGGGGAACACCGGGGACCGCUCGCUCGAUGAAGAUCACGGGGAAGCGGAAGAGGUGUACUUCACCAGUGAGGAAGCGGACGACGAUGCCGGAAGCAUGGGAUACACGCGACUUCCGGAUCCGCCGGCACCGCAAGACAUGUCUCCCCUGGCGGAGGACGACAACUUCUCGGAGUCCUUCUCCCAGCCGAACCAGUCCUCGCUGGAGCAGGUCGAGUACGACAUCAUGAUGGACGGUGACAACCUGGCGCCCGGGUGCGUCGCUCCGGCUCCAACUCCAGCCCCGUCCAUCGCUCCGCUUGCGGAAGUCGAGAUGGACCCCGGGGACGAUGAGCAGGAAACGACGGCGUCGGAUCAUACGGAAACCGCCGUGACGGUGCACGUGACGACCCGCGAACGCCAGGAACAGGAACCGGAAGCGUCCGCCGGCGCAACGGUGGUCAUCAUCGAGGACCAGGUCAAGCGCCGGAAGCGGAAGGAGCGCAAAGAACGCGGGGAGAAGGAGGCGGUGCAGCAACAGCGAAGCGAAGAGGAGAACAGCGAGAAGAAGGGCAACGCCGUGUGCCCCUGGGAUGACGAAGAUGAAUCGGCCGCGGACGAAGCUCCGUACGUCAAGACGUACUCCACGCUUGGUUAUCUGUAAACGACGUAAAUUUUACACAACAUUUCGUGUUUGGUGCGAGCGCUCAACAGUUUGCGGCAGCAGCAGCAGUAGGCUUUGGAAAGAUGGUUCAAAACAAAGAUGAGAAGUUAGCUGCGCAACGCGACGCACGUCGCGUUGACAGCUGUCAAAAGUGACAGUUUUAGUGCGGGAUUGAGAAAUGUUGAAAGUAAGAGAAAAUGCGAUUAAAUUUCCGCCGGGAUUACGCUCCAUGCCCUAGGACUAAUCGUGGGGUGAAAUUUAUCUAUAAACAAAGCACACGCAAUGACAGUUCUCUGGAAGCGAGAACAAAAACAGAACAGUUGGCCGUGAGAUCGGAAGGGAUCAGAAAGAGAGCGGUCCAGAAGCGAUGUUGACGCAUCCAAGAGCCCCGAAUCUUGUAACAACAACAACAGAAAUCAAAAUGCGUCAACCUUUUUGAACAACAUAACCUUCAACGACCAUUCGCUCUUUCCGACCUUUUCCUCUAGUUUAGUUAAGAAAUUUGAGAAGAAAUGGGUAGAUUUUCAUCUGAGUUUUCAAUGCACAUGAUUAUUUCGAUACCUCAAAAUGUGUACUUUGACAACAAAAACAAAAUGGUGACAAUGUAAACAAGUGCGCAUUUGACAGCUAGCAUGGUGGAACAAAAUAUAAACAUUAAUUUGGAAAGGGUAUACUCUCCCUUUCGUAAACAUAUGAUUAAUCAAAACAAAGCACAUAAUAAAGUAAUCAUCAUAUAGCCGAAAAUGUCACUAAAUAGUUACUGGGAAGUACUGAAUGUUAGCACGUAAGCGACUUUAUUGGCUAGAAUGCAACGUGACGUGGUUUUCUUGAGUGCAUCGACAACUUGGGGAAAAUACAAACAAAGAAAACACGAUUUGUCUUGCGAGGCAAACCUAAAAUUAAACGCAAAAGUCAGGAAAUAAAGUAAACUGUUCCUGUGAAAGUACUUGGAACGUAAAUUUUACAUCAUACACACGUAAAAAAACGCGUACAUUCUACGCACUUCUAUCGUAUCGCAUUUUUUGGGGGUAAAACUAUAUAUAUGAAAGUAUUGUACGAUCAGUUCCUAGCUGGACUCGGUCACAGGAAACGACCGGCGACUCAGUGACCGACGAAAUAGGCGGCGGGCCAGAUGCGGGCAUAAAAUUGUCAAAAUCUCUUCCCCCCUCACUUCGUCUCACCAUCCAGCUGCAGCUUUGUUGACAAACAAACGGAGCACGCGGUCGCAUGAUGGCGGCAUCGAGCCAGAAUUAGGGGUGAUCAUGUGAUUAAAAAUGAAAGUUUUUUCAAGAAAAAUAAUAUUUUUCCGACCGAAUAAAAAAAUUGCGAGCAUGUUCAAACAAUUAUUCUGAUGUCGGAGAAGUGAUAAAAAAGCAAAAUUAUAAUCCAUAAUUUUUCUAUAAAUCGAAUUUUUUCACUCCAACUGGGAACCCCUAGGUCUAUCCACGACCGUUUCCAAUGACCGUGAGAAGAUGCCAGAAAAUCCAGCUACGAGCUAAAUCCACAAUAUCGACGUACAAGUAUUCGUAACCACUUUAUUGGAACAGAACAUAACCUAGCGGUAAACAGUGAAUGGUAAUAUAAAGUCUAAGUAUUGCUUCUGUUCUAGGUUAAGAAGUACUAAAAUUCAUUCAUGUCAUAAUAUAUUGAAGUAACACACACUAACAAAAUAGCUGCAUACUAGCAACACUGGAAAGCAUAACAAACAUCUACACACACUCACAAAGCGUCACGUCAAAACAAGAUGCUCGAAAACUUGGUGAAAAUUUUCUAGGUGAAUGCAACCAAAGCAAGAAACGUCAAAGUGUAAGUGAUUAGUGAUUUGAGGAGAACUGUCAUCGCGAAAUGCUUAGAAAUCAAAUGUGACAUUUAAACGGUAUCGUUAGUUGAUAGUUUUGGAAGCUGUCAAAACUGAACAGUCAACCUUGAACUGUCAACGUAUCGUUUCAUAACUGUCUAAAAACAAGAGAAAGUUAAAUUGAAAGUGGGGAAUCCCGCGCAAAAGUGUUCACCUUUGACAGCUGUCAAAGUGACGUUCGCCGGUGGACGCGCGUGCGCGCUUCUGGGGAACGAUUUUUGACAGCAACGUGAUGAAGCACGAGGCUCCGAGAAGGUAAAGCGGGCACGAAACGAGCCGUUAUAUUUGAAUGUAUUUGACAAACUUAAUUGUUUAACUGGGCGGAGUUUAGAGAAGAGGCAAAGAUGUUACAAAACAAAAAUGAGUGAUUUUUACCGUGCAAAGAAGAUGAUGAAGAAGAAGAAAAUUCAAUGCAGAUAGUAUUCAUGUACAUGGUUGUUGUUUUAGCUAUACAACUAUAAAAAGAAGCUAUUCUCUCUCUAUUGAACAAAACAAAAUCUUGCAAAAUUAUUAACAAAUAAAUAAAAAAAUCUAUAAUCGAAGUAAUUAUGAGAAAGUCAAAACAAACAAAAAAAACGUGAUUUGACAAAAUCGAAGAUAAAUCAACAUUAUCAAAAGAACAAAAGCCACCGGUUAGAAAAAAAAUCUCCAAUUAUAUUUGUCCCUCUUACUCUUGGAAAACAAAAAUGAGAAUAUAACAUAAACAUUAACAAUCUUGAAAUUGAAUAACAAACCAGAUAGACGAAAUACCAAUCAAACAGCAUCUUUUAACGGGUAUAAACAAAUAAGUGAAAGAUAAAAUUUGUUGAAAUCUUGGAAAAAUCUGAGUUUUUUUAAAGGUCACGCAAAACUGAGUGCGCAUAUCAGCAUUUCUUAAAAACUCAAACUUUUUUUAAAGCAUUUUUCAAACAAAAAGCACAUCUCAAAUGCAGCCAGAAACAAAGUUUUAAAAUGCACCCGUGACAAUUUACCGUCAAAAACAUGAAUCUGGUUGUAAAUAUCACCCUAACCUUUUUUAAGUUAUCUUCUACCAACGCAUAAAUCACCACCCCAACUCAAGAAACACACAUACACAAACAAAAAAACAAAACAAUGCCGCUUUUCCUAUUAGUGAGAGAAAUCAGCCCAAAAUAGCAAAACAAAAAAAAUCGCUAAUGAAUAAUAAGUAUUAGAAAUCAGUACAGAAAUAUAUAUUAAAGAUGAUCUGCAAGGUGAAGAAAAACAAAAUGAUACAACGCGAAAGUUUAUUAAAUUUUAUCGCUAUUAAAAAUGUAGUCUAGUGAGAGAGAAAAAAGCAAAAAAUUAAAAACAAAAAAAAAACAACUCGUCGGUGAAAUUUAGACAUUUGACUUGACUAUACCUAGUGAUUACAGAAACAAAAACCAACUUUAAAGUAAUAUUACUAACAGAAGAAAAGAAACUAGUUGAACAAAACAAAAAAAACCGUAAUUAAACAAAAAUGCCAGUUAAUGUGCCGCUGUAU
This is a messenger RNA of Culex pipiens pallens (northern house mosquito), 7910 nucleotides long. RefSeq lists its product as uncharacterized. The record is from RefSeq and is a predicted model, not a curated record. The transcript has 14 exons. NCBI's taxonomy places the organism in Eukaryota, Metazoa, Arthropoda, Insecta, Diptera, Culicidae. Bases 1066 to 4569 code for a protein of 1167 amino acids. Gene Ontology annotation, biological process: regulation of G protein-coupled receptor signaling pathway; intracellular signal transduction; G protein-coupled receptor signaling pathway.